Molecule: messenger RNA, 2418 nt
Organism: Brassica napus (rape)
Lineage: Eukaryota; Viridiplantae; Streptophyta; Magnoliopsida; Brassicales; Brassicaceae
Product: receptor-like protein 54
Exons: 1
Coding region: 1-2244 (747 amino acids)
Molecular function (GO): protein binding
Source: RefSeq, a predicted model, not a curated record
AUGGCUUUUAAGAACGAAUUUCCAAUCCUCAAAUGCCACUUCAAAAAGUUUCCUUCCUCAAGACAAAAGACAAAAUCUUGGACCAGCAAAGACAUUAGAUUCUUUGAUGGGGUUGUAUUUGAUAACGAGACUGGUGUAGUGACAAAACUAGACCUACAUGGUGCAUGUCUCAGUGGCAGUCUCAGUGCUAAUAGUAGCCUUUUCAGAUUCCACCACCUCAGGUACCUCGAUCUCUCUCACAACUACUUUGACUCGUUUUCAUUCCUCCCCGAACUUGGCAAACUCACAAACUUAGAUGUCUUGGAUCUUUCUAAUAUGGGCUUAGCCGGUGAAAUUCCAUCCUCAGUCAGUACCCUAAACGGUUUAAAGGAUUUGUUCCUUUCAGAUAACGAGCUUAUCGGUAGUUUUUCCCCGGUAUACAAUCUAACAAGACUCUCUUCCUUUAAUCUUUCCAGUAAUCUCUUUUCUGGAAACGUUCCUUGUUCUCUACUCACCAUGCCUUUCCUGUCAACUCUUGAUUUGAGCCAAAACCAUCUCAUCGACUCUCUUGAUAGUAUGAAUUGCUCUUCAUCAUCUAAUCUUGAAACUUUAUACCUUAGCCAUAACCGUCUCAGUGGUCGAGCCCUAGAGCCUCUCUCAAAAUUAUCUAACCUCAAGCAACUCUACCUAUCUUUUCAGAACACAACCGACCCAUUUAAUGUCGUCUCGUUGGGCUUCAAGUCUUUAGAGAUUUUGUAUCUUUCCGGAACUGCUAUAUCAAGGCUUGAUACCGGAUCACCAAAUUUGAAGGAACUAUACUUGGACAACUGCAGCAUCAACGAGUUCCCCACAUUUAUUAAAAGCCUACGGAAGCUGCGUUAUUUGGAAAUUUUAAACAACAGACUCAAAGGAGAAGUGCCUAAAUGGUUAUGGGAUAUGCCUUCUUUGAAUGCAUUAUUAAUGUCUCACAACUCUCUUGAUAGCUUUGAAGGCUCGCCAAAAAUGCUUCUCAAUUCGUCGCUUAGAGCGUUAGAUCUGAGGUCAAAUGCUUUUCGAGGAUCUCUUCCUAUAAUUUCACCGAGAUUGAGUUACAUGCUUGCAUCAAAUAAUAGUUUUACAGGAGAUAUACCUCUUUCAUUGUGUAAUCAAAGCUACCUAAGUGUCCUUGAUCUAUCACACAACAACUUCACUGGUUCAAUUCCCCGAUGCUUGAGUAAAUCAGUAUUUGAUUUGGACCUCCGAAACAACAAUUUUAUUGGGAGACUUCCAGACAUAUUCGACAAAGGUUGCUCACUAAAAUCACUUGACGUUAGCCACAAUCAAAUAACUGGGAAGCUUCCAAGGUCUCUUAUAAAUUGUACCCACCUAGAGUAUCUAAACGUGGAGGGUAAUAGAAUCGCUGACACCUAUCCGUUUUGGCUGAAAGAACUACCAAAGUUACAAGUCAUUGUACUACGAUCAAAUAUGUUCCAUGGUCCUAUAUAUUCCCCUCAUCAUCCUCUAUCAUUUUCACAACUGCGGAUAGUUGACAUAUCGUGUAACAAAUUCACCGGAAGACUACCACAAGAUUAUUUUGUCAAUUGGAGUAAACUUUUGCUCGGUAUUCAUCAAGAGGAAAGAGAGUCGAUGUACAUGGGAAAUAAUUACCAUUAUGGUUAUAACUUAUAUGUUUAUUACCCUUCCAUGUAUUUGAGAAACAAAGGAAUAAACAUGGAGCUGAAAAAGAUUUUUGUGGCCUACACAGCCAUUGAUUUCUCAGAAAACAAACUUGGAGGACAGAUUCCAGAAUCCAUAGGCCUUUUGAAGUCUCUUAUUGUACUCAACCUGUCCAACAAUGAUUUUACUGGUCAUAUUCCAUCCUCUUGGGCUAAUCUCACAAGGCUCGAGUCGCUAGACCUAUCUCGGAACCAACUCUCUGGAAAAAUCCCGCAGGAGCUAGCAACCCUCUCGUUCUUGGAGUACAUUAACAUAUCACAUAAUAAACUCACGGGCCCAAUACCACAAGGCACACAGAUCGGAGGACAGCCCAGAUCAUCUUUUGAAGGGAAUCUCAAUCUUUGUGGUCUUCCUCUGAAGAGUUGCUUCGGGGACAAGAUACCAUCAACACCAGAGGCAGAAGAGCCAAGACCUCAAAAGCAAGAACAAGUGUUGAACUGGAAAGCAGCGGCAAUGGGAUACGGACCUGGAAUCUUGUUUGGACUGGCGAUUGGACAAAUCCUUUAUUCGUACAAACCGGUGUUGUUCUACAAGUUGUUUCGCAUUUGAAAUGAAGUUUUUUUUUUUUUAAUUUAGUUUUGUAGAAUUAAGUGGUAAGCUUUUUGUAACACUUCCAACUUAGAUAUGUAUUUGUGUGUUUAUAAAAAAAGAUAUGUGUGAGUGAUCAUGAAAUGAAUACUAUGAAAGUAAGCUGUAAGUAGGUUUUUCUUUUCUUUUUUCCUG